AUGCAGAUUUUCCGAAGAGUCACGGCUUCUGCUAUCGGCAAUGGUUUACCAAGACUAAGAACAAUAGCUGUGCCCCCUUGUUGUUCCAGCAGCCACGAAGAAAACAACAAGAUUACAAUGUUUAGCAAGUUUGUAUAA
Vairimorpha ceranae is the source of this 138-nucleotide messenger RNA. RefSeq lists its product as hypothetical. NCBI's taxonomy places the organism in Eukaryota, Fungi, Microsporidia, Nosematidae. The transcript has a single exon. The record is from RefSeq and is a predicted model, not a curated record. The coding region runs from base 1 to 138 and encodes 45 amino acids.